This is a messenger RNA of Enterobius vermicularis (human pinworm), 1599 nucleotides long. Lineage: Eukaryota; Metazoa; Nematoda; Chromadorea; Rhabditida; Oxyuridae. The record is from the annotation of a GenBank genome assembly.
AUGGAGGAGGAACUCAAUAAAUUACUGAAGGAUGUUGGAGCUACUGUACGUACAAACUCAGCUCCAUCAGGAACUUUGCGUAACGAGGAUUUUCGGCAGCUUCUCAAUCGCAAGCCUGCUCCUUCGACUAGCAACUCAAACUCUCAACCACAAACCUCACAUUCGUUCAGCCACCGUCAGGCAGCUGAGACAAAGAAAGGGCCUGGCGGAAGCCAUAAAAACAAAAAGCAGAAAGAAAAAGCAGUCGUGGAUGACGAUGAUGACGACCUUGGUAAGUCAAAUCUGAAUGAAAUUUUGAAAAACUACCGUGACCGUGCUGAAGAAAGACGAAAGGGUAUUGGAAACGAUGAAAGUAUUGACGCGAUACAAGCAGGUAACGCUUACCGUGCUGUUCCUGGGGAUGUUCGAGCUACAGCUGAUGCAGCGCAGAGGCGAAAACAGGCGAUUCAGGAAAGUAAAUAUCUCGGUGGUGAUAUGGAACAUACCCAUUUAGUUAAAGGGUUAGAUUAUUCUUUACUUCACAAAGUACGUUCGGAAAUUGCUGCUCGCGAACAAAAGGGAGACAAUGAACUUGAGGCACAACUGAAUAAAGAUUCCGGCUUUGAAGAAUCCACGUCAGAGAAUAGGGUGGUGAGAAAUAUUCAUCGGGUUUUAUUUCAAAACGAGUUGCCUUUGAGGAAUGAACUGUUUCGAAAAGGAAGGAUGACUUACGUUGUUGAACUUGAGGAAGAAGAAAACGAAGUGCCAACAACCCGUCUGCGUUCUCUUCAUGACUGCCCUCCUUCAGAGAGCACUCACGAUAUAAGUACCAGUAACAUGCUUAUUCAGAAGUUAACUCAAGUUUUGUCGUAUUUACGUGCAGACACUCAGAAGAAAAAGAAAAAAGUGGAAAUGAGCACAGAAGAUCGAGUUAAGCAUGCGUCCCAACCUAUUUUUGAUGACGAUCGUGACUUUAAACGUUCCUCAGAUAGGGAUCGUUAUAAUGAUAAGGACCGCCGGAGAUCUAAGCCAUCAUCGUACUUCGACGAUAAUCGUGACAACGAGAAAGAGCGAAAUAGAGAUCGAGGCAGGGAGCGAGACAGGUAUCAUGAUUAUGAACGUGGGAGAGGGGAUAAAGAUCGUGAACGAAGAGACAGAGACGAUGACAGACGAGUUGAAAGGGAUAAGAGACGUGAUGAAGCAAUGAGGUCGCUUGAGAACGCAGCACCUGCAGUCCCCAAGAAGAAGAUGAUGACAGAAACAGAAGGUUACGCCGAAUGUUAUCCAGGAGGACCAGAAAUGUAUGAGGCUGCAGGAGAGAGUGAUGAUGACGCGGAUUAUUCAAAAAUGGACAUGGGCAAUCGAAGAGGCCCUAUUAAACGGUGGGAUUUCGAAGAUCAUGAAGAUUAUGAAAAGUAUAUGGAGUCUAAAGAAGCCAUGCCAAAGGCUGCUUACCAGUUUGGAGUGAAAACAAAUGAUGGGAGGAAAACGAGGAAAAGUGGACCGGACAAGGAGAAGCAUAAGUUAGAUAGAGAGUUCUCACAAAUCACCAAGAUAAUAGAAAAACGGAAGCAAGAUGGAGGACACAGAACAGAGGUAGCGAAGCGUAUUCGGUAUUAG